Molecule: messenger RNA, 2861 nt
Organism: Bufo gargarizans (Asiatic toad)
Lineage: Eukaryota; Metazoa; Chordata; Amphibia; Anura; Bufonidae
Gene: TSPAN14
Product: tetraspanin 14
Exons: 9
Coding region: 194-1006 (270 amino acids)
Biological process (GO): protein localization to plasma membrane; protein maturation; regulation of vascular endothelial growth factor signaling pathway
Cellular component (GO): membrane
Source: RefSeq, a predicted model, not a curated record
AUCAGUUUAUGACACACACCAGUCAGGCACCACCCAUUGACAUGAAUGGAGGGGGGAACGGGGUUUGUACUUCCUGUGUAACUGAGGGAGGAGCACGGUACGUACACUGCGUGACCACAACUUUACAGCCUGGUCUGCCCUAACUUCACACUGCUUCGCUGAGUGUUCUGGCUGGGGAGCGUGAGCUGCCAACAUGCAUUACUAUCGAUACAGCACCGCGGAAGUUAGCUGCUGUUACAAGUACCUUCUCUUUAGCUACAACAUCAUAUUUUGGCUGUCUGGUAUGUUACUGCUGGGAAUUGGCCUGUGGGCUUGGAGUGAAAAGGGAAUUUUGUCUGACAUAACAAAGGUGACGCGACUUCAUGGUUUUGACCCUGUGUGGUUGGUCCUAGUAGUUGGGGUCAUUAUGUUCACACUUGGAUUCGCUGGAUGUGUGGGAGCCUUGAGAGAAAACAUUUGCCUUUUGAAGUUUUUCUGUGGCACCAUUGUGCUGAUCUUUUUUAUGGAGCUGGCAGUUGCAGUUCUGGCUUUCCUUUUCCAAGACUGGGUGAGAGACCGUGCUAAGGAGUUUUUUGAGAACAACAUAAGAGCUUACCGGGACGAUAUUGACCUGCAGAACCUUAUAGACUCCAUACAGAAAGCGAACCAUUGUUGUGGUGCUCAAGGACCAGAUGACUGGGAUUUAAAUGAGUAUUUUAACUGCACUGGUGGGAACCUCAGUCGAGAGAAAUGUGGAGUGCCCUUCUCCUGUUGUAUAGCAGACCCAGCUCAAACCGUUGUGAAUACUCAGUGUGGUUAUGAUGUCCGUAAAAAGUCACCCGCAGAGCGAGCUACGAUAACCUACGUAAAAGGCUGCAUAUCGGCUUUGGAGGCAUGGCUACCUAGAAACAUAUACAUUGUGGCUGGAGCUUUUUUGGUGAUAUCCAUUUUACAGAUUUUUGGUAUUUACCUGGCUCGGACGCUUAUGUCUGACAUUGAAGCUGUAAAGGCCGGAUACCGGUUUUAAGCUCGAACCUGUAGACUGGAGGCCUUCAGAGAAAUCUCUGUACAACUCCUACUCCUGUAGACCUAUGUUAUCCACUGGAGACUCUUGAGCCAACACCCUGGUUGUCCUGCAUCUACAAAGCGGAGGCUUGGAACGCAUAAAGAAGGCCCGUUUAUCAAUAUCUUUGGAGUAUGAGACUGAAGUUCCUCCAAUAGCGUCUGUAUGUAGUUUCUUCAUGAAACGUCCUCCCCUCUUACCUGCUGACUGAGGCAUGUGGGACUAUUAAGGGAUUGUUUGAUGCGUGAAGCCUUUUCUUCGCAGGACACAUUAUGGGUUUAGCUCUGGUUUGUAUAAAUGACUGUGAUGUUGUUGGACCAUAACCACUGCCAUAUUUGGGUGACUUCUAUAUCCUUAAUACAAAGGGCAGUCCCCAGUGUGUGUAUGGUGUAUUGCGUACAUUUCUUCUUGUUCUAGAUGCAUUUACCUUGCCCCUGGUCAUAAUUUCCAAUUGACUGCCCCUUGCAGCAAAAUACCAAAAUAACAUUUCAAGAGCUCUUUACCUUGACGUGUAAAUAUUCUAAUAUAUGGUCUCUAUAUUUCAUACAAUACCACAAGUUAAUGUUCUUCAUCUGUUCUAGCACGUGCUAUUGUGAAGAAAACAUGGCAUCCUUGUAUGAUAACCGGUUUGGGGUUUGAGUGUAGAUUGGAAGUAUGCAAUAACCCUUACGUUAGUAAAACAUGGCUGCUAUCCUCUGAAAACAGUGACAUGCUUGUUUACAGGUUGUGUGUGGUAUUGCAGCUCAGCCCAAUUCACUUCAUUGGAGCGGAGCUGCAAUAGUGGACCCAACCUUGCGGAAGUAGGCGCGGUUUGUGGCAGAAAACAGCCGUGUUUUUCUAAUUCUGCAGAGCCUCUUAAAAGAGAAGGUCCAAUCUUGCAACAGUUUUUAUUUUAAAUUGUCAGGAUGUGCUUAAAAUUAAGUCAAAACUAACCUAAUAAACAUUUAAAGACCCCUGCAAACCUACACGUGUCCAUUGUAACAGACGACAAACCCUGUGGAGUCUGAGCUUACAGUUACAUAUCUGGUAGGGUACAGAGGAAUGGGCUCAGACUGCUCAGGGUUUGGUUGUGGCUUGUUACCAUGGAGACACUUAGGUCAGCAUGAGAGCUGUAGACGUAAAGCAAAAGGGCAAGAUGGCCUUUAAAAUAGCCCAUAAAAGUUUCAGGUAUUAAAGUAGCACUCCAAAGUGUGUGAUAUAUAUUAUACAUACACAACACAUAUAUAUUGACAUACUUUUUAGGCUUGGGCGAUAGAUAUUUUUUAUUUUUAUAGACCUAUUGAUUGAUUUUAACUGUUGAGUGUCAGCGGCAGUCCAGAAGAUUCCAUGCCAGUGCAACUAUCAAUAACCUGCUGGAUAGUUAAUUCAAUCGGUUACACUACAAAAAGUCUCGGUGUAGCCCAGGCCUUGGCCUACAGAAUGGUUUGGAAAGUCACAGCGUAUAAGUAAAGUCCUGUAUGCUUGUGGUGAAGCUUGCAUGCUGUUACUGCAUUUUCUGUAUUGUCACAGCAGGCCACUGCCAUCUUGUGGUUGCUGUAAAUAUUGCAACAAAUGGAAAUGUUCAUCUUUUUAGCUGAAAUAAUUGCAUAGAACGAAACAUUUUUUGUAUUUUUUUUUUUUUAUGCAUAUACCUUGACAUGUUUACAUUUUUCCUAUAUUACUAGAUCAUGAAGGAUUCAUGUUUAGUAACAUUGGUAUGGCCAUUCCUUCACUCCUUGCUAUAUUUCAUUGAUUUUUAUUUUAUUUCUUUAAAAAAACUUUGGAAAGUGUUUUAUUUGUGAAAUAACAUGUUUGAUAAAAAUAUGCGUUGUAACCUUUG